GCAGCGAGAGACCGACACUGUCGUCCUCGUAUAGCUCUUUCUGACUGCACAUCCUUCGGUCGGUAGACUCUGGAUUCUCGGACUCGGCAAGGUACUCUUUGUCCGCCCAGUCUUCCCUCCCCCUGCAACCCACUUUUUCCGAGUAACACCAGGCCCGGCAAGGGACAUUCGCCAAGAUGGUUAACUUCACCGUCGAUGAGAUCCGUCAAUUGAUGGACAAGCCGACGAACAUUCGUAACAUGUCGGUCAUUGCCCACGUUGACCACGGCAAGUCUACCCUGACCGACUCGCUUGUCUCCAAGGCCGGUAUCAUUGCCUCCGCCAAGGCUGGUGACAUGCGUUUUACCGACACACGUGAUGACGAGAAGGAACGUGGUAUCACCAUCAAGUCCACCGCCAUCUCCAUGUACUUCUCCAUGGAGAAGGAGGACCUGGCCAACAUCAAACAGCAGACCGAAGGCAAUGACUUCUUGAUCAAUCUCAUUGACUCGCCAGGGCACGUCGACUUUUCUUCCGAGGUCACCGCCGCCCUGCGUGUUACCGAUGGUGCUCUUGUCGUCGUCGACUGCAUUGAGGGUGUAUGCGUGCAGACCGAGACUGUCUUGCGUCAGGCCCUUGGUGAGCGUAUCAGCCCCGUCGUCUGCUUGAACAAGGUCGACCGUGCGCUUCUCGAGCUCCAGGUCUCUAAGGAGGACCUCUACCUCUCCUUCUUGAGGACCAUCGAGUCGGUCAACGUCGUCAUUGCCACCUACAACGAUCCGGUUCUCGGCGAGUCCCAGGUGUACCCCGAGAAGGGCACUGUCGCCUUCGCCUCGGGUCUCCAUGGCUGGGCCUUCACCCUCCGCCAGUUCGCCGCUCGCUACGCCAAGAAAUUCGGUGUCGACAAGGAGAAGAUGAUGGUCAAGCUCUGGGGCGACAACUUCUUCAACCCCAAGACCAAGAAGUGGACCACCAAGGCGACCGACGCCGACGGCAAGCCCCUCGAGCGCGCCUUCAACACCUUCGUUCUCGACCCCAUCUUCCGCAUUUUCGACUCGGUCAUGAACUUCAAGAAGGACGAGACCUUCAAGAUUCUCGAGAAACUCGAGAUCGCCCUCACCUCCGAAGAGAAGGAUCUCGAGGGCAAGCCGCUCCUUAAGGUCGUCAUGCGCAAGUUCCUGCCUGCCGGUGACGCUCUGCUGGAGAUGAUUGUCAUCAACCUUCCCUCGCCUAAGACUGCUCAGAGGUACCGUGUUGAGACCCUGUACGAGGGCCCCAUGGACGACGAGUCUGCCAUCGGUAUCCGUGACUGCGACGCCAACGGUCCGCUCAUGCUCUACGUCUCGAAGAUGGUCCCAACCUCUGACAAGGGCCGCUUCUACGCUUUUGGUCGUAUCUUCUCCGGUACCGUCAAGUCUGGUCCCAAGAUUCGCAUUCAGGGCCCGAACUACAAGCCCGGCAAGAAGGACGACCUGUUCGUCAAGUCCAUCCAGCGCACUGUGCUCAUGAUGGGUCGUUACAUCGAGCCCAUUGAGGACUGCCCUGCCGGUAACAUUCUCGGUCUCGUUGGUGUCGACCAGUUCCUGCUCAAGAACGGUACCCUCACUAGCUCUGAGACGGCGCACAACAUGAAAGUCAUGAAGUUCUCCGUCUCCCCGGUUGUCCAGGUUGCCGUCGAGGUCAAGAACGCCAACGACUUGCCCAAGCUGGUUGAAGGUCUCAAGCGUCUCACCAAGUCGGACCCGUGCGUCCAGGCAUGGAUCAAUGAGUCCGGAGAGCACAUUGUCGCCGGUGCCGGUGAGCUGCAUCUCGAAAUCUGCUUGAAGGAUCUCGAGGAGGACCACGCGCAGAUUCCUCUCAAGAAGUCUGACCCUGUCGUCGGAUACCGUGAGACUGUCCAGGCCACCUCUUCCAUGACCGCGCUGUCCAAGUCGCAGAACAAGCACAACCGUCUUUACGUUGAGGCCAUGCCUCUGGGUGAGGAGCUUUCCAGGGCCAUCGAGGAUGGCAAGAUCACUGCUCGUGAUGACUUCAAGGCUCGUGCACGUAUCCUCGCCGAUGAGUACGAAUGGGACGUCACCGAUGCACGUAAGAUUUGGUGCUUCGGCCCCGACACGACCGGCCCGAACCUGAUGGUUGACGUCACCAAGGGUGUUCAGUACCUCAACGAGAUCAAGGACUCGUGUGUCGCUGCCAUGCAGUGGGUGACUAAGGAAGGUGUUCUUGCCGAGGAGAACAUGCGUGGUGUUCGCUUCAACAUCAUGGAUGUCACGCUGCACACCGAUGCCAUUCACCGUGGUGGCGGACAGAUCAUUCCGACCUGCCGUCGUGUCUGCUACGCCGCGACGCUGCUCGCCCAGCCGGGUCUGCAGGAGCCGGUCUACCUGGUCGAGAUCCAGUGCCCCGAGUCUGGUCUGGGUGGUAUCUACUCUACUCUCAACAAGAGGCGAGGACAGGUCGUGCUCGAGGAGCAGCGCCCUGGUACCCCGAUGUACACCGUCAAGGCGUACCUGCCGGUCAACGAGUCGUUCGGAUUCAACGCCGCGCUCAGGCAGGCCACCGGAGGCCAGGCCUUCCCGCAAAGCGUCUUCGAUCACUGGGAGCUUAUGGGCGGUAACGCCGCCGACCCCAAGAGCAAGAUCUACGAGCUGGUCAAGACCAUCCGUACCCGCAAGGGCCUCAAGGAGGACGUGCCACCUCUGGACACUUACUACGACAAGUUGUAAGAAGGCCCCGCCAAGCGACAAGCGUCACACAGAACGGAAAGCUCCGCUUUUCUUUUUGCAUUCCUCGUACCUCUUACUCAAACCUCUACAACACCUGUACAAAAUCUCCGCUUCACGAAGCAUUUCUUUUGCCUGCUUUCCUCUG
Molecule: messenger RNA, 2850 nt
Organism: Tilletiaria anomala UBC 951
Lineage: Eukaryota; Fungi; Basidiomycota; Exobasidiomycetes; Georgefischeriales; Tilletiariaceae
Product: P-loop containing nucleoside triphosphate hydrolase protein
Exons: 3
Coding region: 177-2705 (842 amino acids)
Biological process (GO): translational elongation
Cellular component (GO): cytosol; ribonucleoprotein complex
Molecular function (GO): translation elongation factor activity; ribosome binding; GTPase activity
Source: RefSeq, a predicted model, not a curated record